This is a messenger RNA of Meloidogyne enterolobii, 1067 nucleotides long. The record is from the annotation of a GenBank genome assembly. NCBI's taxonomy places the organism in Eukaryota, Metazoa, Nematoda, Chromadorea, Rhabditida, Meloidogynidae.
AUGAAGAGAGUUGCGUCCCAUGAUUUUGGUUUAAAAACCAUUCCUCUUAGCUUUUCCUCUCUUAAUAUUCUUCGAAGCUCUAAGGCUCUGUCAUCUCCAAUAACUACUAUAGGUGACCUUGCCACUAACGGCCUUCUGUUGAUAAUUGGUUGCGCACUAACACGCGUUUUCCGUUUUGAACUAGAUGGCUUCCAUUCGUCCUCUAACGGACUUAUUAUUGAUUUAGUUUUCUCAUAUUCUAAUUUUUGGAUACUAACCACCUUGUUCCUAUUUAUUUCCCCUUUUUCUAUCUCAACUUUCUUUUCUGGAAUUUGUUCAACUUCCAAAGGUCCCUUAUUAUGGAUGUGUGCGCCUAGUGCUUCAUUAAAUCUAUCCUUAUCUUUCUUUUCGAUUUUUAUAAACGAAUUUUUUCUGGUGGGUACAUUCGGAACCAACGUAUUCGUCUCAACAUGUAUCCCUCCCCCCUUAAAAAUUUUUUGAGCGACCUUCUCGGAUCUAAGUCCGUAAUCCUUCACUAGAUUACCACUGACCCCUAACGGUCUAUUAUAAUAGUCCGUUUCAACGGACUGAAAAGCCGCAACUAUUUCCUUUUGUGUAGUUGUGGCACUAACGCCUUCAUUUUCCUUUUGUAUUUCUUUCGCUUCUCCGAAUUUGCGCUCGCACAAUGCUGAAUGAUGAUGCGCUCUUCCGCAAUAUAGGCAUCUUCUUUUUGGGACGUGACAGUUGCUGGCGAAAUGUCCUUUUUUGAGGCACUUGAAGCAAAGUCCUUUUUCACUUGCUCUUUCUCUUCUUUCUUCUGCAGUUCUAAGACUGAUGCAUUCUACCGGUGUAUGCCGUCCACCGCAGAACUGGCAAGGCCAUUUUGUCGGACUUCCAGAGCUGCUUGAUUCUCUUUGUGGACAUUUCUUUGUAAUUCUUUGACUUCUUGUCGGGUUAAAAUACCCGGUAUUACUUGAUUCUUGUUUGAAUUGUAUUAAGUUGGAUCUACUUUCUUCUCGACCUCUAGGUCUUUCAACUCUAUCGGGUGAAAAGCUGCUUGUAGUCUUUUUGGUCAUACAAUUCACUGC